Molecule: messenger RNA, 2259 nt
Organism: Selaginella moellendorffii
Lineage: Eukaryota; Viridiplantae; Streptophyta; Lycopodiopsida; Selaginellales; Selaginellaceae
Product: pentatricopeptide repeat-containing protein At4g02750-like
Exons: 1
Coding region: 1-2259 (752 amino acids)
Molecular function (GO): protein binding
Source: RefSeq, a predicted model, not a curated record
AUGCCAUUGGAGCUUUCGGAUUGUAUACAUAGAAUCAAGUCCUCCAAGACAUUGCCAGAUGCUCACAAUGCUCACGCCCACAUUGUCUCCCGCGAUUACCAGCGCAGGCUCUCCCCCAAGGAAUGGCUCCUCGUCUCAAACAUGCUCGUCCAGAUGUUUGGAAGGCUCGGCUGCCUCGACAGCGCAAGUCACAUCUUUAACACCAUGCCCACCAAGGACAGCUUCUCCUGGAAUCUCAUGCUUGGAGCGUAUGCCCAACGCGGGCAUAUCACACAGGCCAGGCGAAUCUUCGAGCAGAUGCCGACUAAAGACUACGUCUCAUGGAACGCAAUGCUCUCGGCAUAUUCCAGAGACGGCUUGGCCCAAGAAGCAAAAGUCUUAUUUGACAAAAUGCCGCAACGGGAUAUCAUCUCGUGGACAGCCUUAUUCACGGCAUAUGCCCAAUCUGGGGAUAUUCACACAACAAAGCUUGUGUUUGAUCAAAUGCCCCAAAAGGAUCUCGUGUCAUGGAAUGCCCUGUUAGCUGCGUAUGCGCAAAACGGACAUCUUGAAAAAGCUAGAGAUUUGUUCCAUUCGAUGCCCUACUGGAGCCUCGUAUCAUGGAACUCGAUGCUAACAGCAUAUGCCCAGAGGGGGCACGUACACGAGGCGACCGUCCUCUUUGACAAGAUCCCCGACAAAGAUCUUGUCACCUGUAACACAAUGCUGUCGGUGUACGGCCGGCACGGCGAUGCUGCCAAAGCAAAAACCCUGUACGACACGAUGUCGUACGUGGACCUUCUCUCGUGGGACGGCAUCCUGGCGGCGUACGGGAACUCUGGGAAUCUAAACCAGGCAAGACUCGUGUUCGGGAAUAUGCCCGAAUGGGACACGCUAUCGUGGAACGCCAUCCUUGCCGCGUGCACGGACAAUGGGUUCGUGGAAGAUGCCAAGAGGAUCUUCGAUGGGAUUCCAAAGCAAGACCUUGUGUCUUGGAAUACUCUGCUGUCGGCAUAUGCCAGGAAUAACUACAUCCACAAGGCGAGGAGCUUGUUUGAUGCCAUGGCGGAGAGAGACCUUGUUUCGUACAACACUCUCUUGUCGGCGCUCGCAAAGUCUGGGAAUUUGGAUCAAGCGGUGGGAUUCUUCGAGCAAAUGCCCGUGCUGGACAUGGUUUCCUGGAAUCUGAUGCUCAGCGGCUUUGCAAAGAGUGGCGAUCUCGAAAAGGCCGAGGCUUUCUUCAAGAAAAUGCAGGAUGUGAAUCUCUUCUCGCUAAAUUCUAUGUUGGCUGUCUAUUCUUCCACUGGAAGGAACCUCGACGAGGCUAUGCAUCUGUUCAGCUCAAUGCCAUCCAAAGACGUGGUAUCUGGCACCGAAAUGCUAACGGGAUUUGCUAUCGUCGGGGAUCUCUUUCGAGCUAAAGCUGUGUUUGAUUCAAUGCCAGAGCACGAUCAAAUCGCCUGGAACGUACUUUUGUACUCUUACGCUCAGAUCUCUGAUUUAGAAACUACAAACUUUGUGUUUAAUCUUAUGCCUAACCGAGACACAAUCUCCUGGACAGUUUUGUUUGCAGCUUAUGCCGCUAAAGGUCAUUUUGAAAUAGCAAGAAGUCUGUAUCACGACACCCCAAAUAAAGACGAAAUCGCAACGACAGCAAUGUUAGGAGCUUAUGCCCAAUCUGGCCAGCUAGAGGAAGCAUUGCAGUUGUUCUUGAGCAUGCCAAGAGUUAACACAUCGGCAUGGAACGCCAUGCUGGUGGCAUAUGCCCAAUACGGGCAUCCGCAGCUAGCCUGGAAAACGUUUCGUGAGAUGCCACGCCGUGACGUGAUUACGUGGAACACCAUGCUGACAAUGCAGGCACAGCGUGGAACGUCCUUGGACCUGUUCCAGGCAAUGCAGCUCGAGGGAGUGAAGCCCGAUGAGGUAUCCUUCACUUGCCUGUUGCUAGGCCGGAGUCACGUUGGGAGCCUCCAGGAAGGAUGCAAGUACUUCAACUUUUUGGAGAUCGAUCAAGGACGGAAGGCCUCCAAGCAGCAGUAUAGUUGCUUGAUUGAUUUGCUUGGGCGUGCCGGGCAUUUGGGGGAUGCCCGUGAUCUUAUACAAAACAUGCCAUAUGUUCCGGAGGCUCAAGACUGGACGUCGGUGUUGGGGCAUUGCGAUGCUAAGGGAGCAAACGAUGCUGCCAAGCAUGUGGUGAAACUGGAGCCCGAGACCUCUGCGCCAUAUGUGCUUCUCUCGAACAGCAAGAAACUCUCCUAUAGUGUUAUUAGUAGUUCUUGA